AUGCCUUCCGAAGUCACCGACAUCAAGCAAUUCCUCGAGAUUGCACGCAGGAAAGAUGCCAAAGGCGCUCGUCUCAAGAAAUCCCCCAAGUCAAAGGACAUCAAGAUGAAGAUCCGAUGCAAGCGAUAUCUCUACACGCUCAUCCUCAAGGACUCGGACAAGGCAGAUAAAAUUAAGCAGAGCUUGCCUCCUAGUAAGUGA
Rhinocladiella mackenziei CBS 650.93 is the source of this 201-nucleotide messenger RNA. RefSeq lists its product as uncharacterized. The record is from RefSeq and is a predicted model, not a curated record. Gene Ontology annotation, biological process: protein-RNA complex assembly; translation. Gene Ontology annotation, cellular component: ribosome; cytosolic large ribosomal subunit. Gene Ontology annotation, molecular function: structural constituent of ribosome. The transcript has 2 exons. Bases 1 to 201 code for a protein of 66 amino acids. Lineage: Eukaryota; Fungi; Ascomycota; Eurotiomycetes; Chaetothyriales; Herpotrichiellaceae.